GUGGUAUUGGGAAUCAAAUCCAGGUCCUCAUGCUUGCCAGGUGGACACUUAAAUUGCUGAGCGGUCUCCUCAGCCAAGAAGAACAUCCUAAGUUUUUAGGUUACUUCGUCAUAGACAGCUGAAUCUAUAUCUAAUUUAAUCUUGAAACAGACACUGUAUGAGGUUAAGGCUACAUGUUUUUCCAAGUCACGACUUUUUGGCAGAAUACCGGUUAAUAGUUAAUAUACAAGACAGAAGAAAAAGAUGUCAUUCCGUAAAGUAAACAUUGUCAUCGUGGUCUUGGCCGUUGUCCUCUUCUUACUGGUUUUGCAGCGUAACUUCCUUGGCCUGAGCAGUUUGCUGAGGAAUGAGGCUUCAGAUUCAGGGUUUCUGGGACUUGAGCCUAUAGACUUUGUUCCAAAUGCUCCCAGCCACGCAGUAGAUGGGAAACAAGAUGAGAUCCCUGUGGUCAUUGCUGCAUCUGAAGACAGGCUCGGAGGGGCCAUUGCAGCUAUAAACAGCAUUCAGCACAACACUCGUUCCAAUGUGAUUUUCUACAUUGUUACGCUUAACAAUACUGCAGACCACCUUCGGUCAUGGCUUAAUAGUGGUUCCCUGAAAAACAUCAGGUACAAAAUUGUGAAUUUUGACACUAAACUUUUGGAAGGGAAAGUAAAGAAAGAUCCUGACCAGGGGGAGCCCAUGAAACCAUUAACUUUUGCAAGGUUCUAUUUGCCAAUUCUGGUUCCCAAUGCAAAGAAGGCCAUAUACAUGGAUGAUGAUGUAAUUGUGCAAGGUGAUGUUCUUGCCUUGUACCAUACACCUCUGAAGCCAGGACAUGCGGCUGCAUUUUCAGAAGACUGUGAUUCAGCCUCUACUAAAGUUGUCAUCCGUGGAGCAGGGAACCAGUACAAUUACAUUGGCUAUCUUGAUUACAAAAACGAAAGA
Molecule: messenger RNA, 927 nt
Organism: Octodon degus (degu)
Lineage: Eukaryota; Metazoa; Chordata; Mammalia; Rodentia; Octodontidae
Gene: Glt8d1
Product: glycosyltransferase 8 domain containing 1
Exons: 8
Cellular component (GO): Golgi apparatus
Molecular function (GO): glycosyltransferase activity
Source: RefSeq, a predicted model, not a curated record